Molecule: messenger RNA, 5983 nt
Organism: Myotis daubentonii (Daubenton's bat)
Lineage: Eukaryota; Metazoa; Chordata; Mammalia; Chiroptera; Vespertilionidae
Gene: KLF7
Product: KLF transcription factor 7
Biological process (GO): regulation of transcription by RNA polymerase II
Molecular function (GO): DNA-binding transcription factor activity, RNA polymerase II-specific; RNA polymerase II cis-regulatory region sequence-specific DNA binding
Source: RefSeq, a predicted model, not a curated record
AGAAGCGAUCGCGAGAGAAAAAAAAAAAAAAAAGCAACCUCCCAAAAUAAAGAGCAAAGAUUGCAUUAGGAGCGAAGAGCGCUGCAGAAAUAGAUGGCAGCUUCGUGUCAGUGAGUUUGCAUCCCCCUUCCCGGUCCACGCGCUGGAGUGAUUGGAGCCCGGGAAGGGAAUUGUUACUCCCGUGGAGAAGUCCCCUUUUCCUGGCAGCCGUCUGCACUGUACACGCUGGAUGCCUCUCUCCAUCCACCCCACUCACUCUCUCCUCUCUCACCUCCUCUCUCCCUCUCUUCUGCAUUGAUUUUUUUUUUCUUCUUUCCCUUUUUAGUUGACUGAAACAAAACAAAACAAAAGGGCCACUGGAUGUCUGCCUUCUUGGGGGGUGAGCCAGACAGACUGACAAACAAACAGACCCAACUGUGUUCCGGGGAGGGUUUCUCCUCCCGCUUUGCCCGGCAGCAGCAGCAUGGACGUGUUGGCUAGUUAUAGUAUAUUCCAGGAGCUACAACUUGUCCACGACACCGGCUACUUCUCAGCUUUGCCAUCCCUGGAGGAGACCUGGCAGCAGACAUGCCUUGAAUUGGAACGCUACCUGCAGACGGAGCCCAGGAGGAUCUCGGAGACCUUUGGUGAGGACUUGGACUGUUUCCUGCGGGCUUCUCCUCCCCCGUGCAUCGAGGAGAGCUUCCGGCGCUUAGACCCCCUGCUGCUCCCCGUGGAAGCGGCCAUCUGCGAGAAGAACUCGGCCGUGGACAUUUUGCUCUCUCGGGACAAGUUGCUCUCGGAGACCUGCCUCAGUCUCCAGCCAACCAGCUCUUCUCUGGACAGCUACACAGCCGUCAACCAGGCCCAGCUCAACGCAGUGACCUCAUUAACGCCCCCAUCGUCCCCUGAGCUCAGCCGCCAUCUGGUCAAAACCUCACAGACUCUCUCAGCCGUGGAUGGCACAGUGACGUUGAAACUGGUGGCCAAGAAGGCUGCGCUCAGCUCGGUCAAGGUGGGAGGGGUGGCGACGGCGGCAGCAGCCGUGGCGGCAGCUGGGACAGUUAAGAGUGGACAGAGCGACAGUGAACAAGGAGGGGUAGGGGCCGAGGCAUGCCCCGAAAACAAGAAGAGGGUUCACCGCUGUCAGUUUAACGGGUGCCGGAAAGUUUAUACAAAAAGCUCCCACUUAAAGGCCCACCAGAGGACUCACACAGGUAGUGAGAAGCCUUACAAGUGCUCAUGGGAAGGGUGUGAGUGGCGUUUUGCACGAAGCGAUGAGCUCACGAGGCACUACAGGAAACACACAGGUGCAAAGCCCUUUAAAUGCAACCACUGCGACAGGUGUUUUUCCAGGUCGGACCAUCUUGCCCUCCACAUGAAGAGACAUAUCUAAAAAAACCUAAAGGCCAGAGUUGCCACGACGUCGGCCGUUGUCUGAAGGAAACGCCAUGGGGCAGGGGGCUGGACUUCAGGCGGGGCCCCAUUGCCUCGCAGAAGAAAGUUCUCACUUCUACACCUCUGUGUACACACACACACAGUCACACACUUACACACACGCUGUCACGCACAGACCCCCCCACACACUCACUAUCAUGCACUCAGCUAUAUUUAGAAUAUAUACGGCUAUUCUUCAUGCCUUGCCCUAGCCAGACGAUAGAAGAAAACGAAGAAGAAGGAGACCAGAUGAACUCAGCAAGGCAGACUGGCUGCUCCCUUCAGCACGAUUGGAAUUAUUUCCCGCUGUGGCCAAUGGAAAGCAAAGCAAAUGGAGGUGACGUUUCUGCAGGUGGACAGCCAGCCGUAAGAGGGGCUUAUCUCUAACUUGCUUCUCAGUGCAACUUGAUAGGAGAACACAACGUCUUAAAGUUGCAUAUGUGUAGCACUGUUUCUUUUAAAUAGUUGGGGGAAAAUGACCUAGAAAACCAAAUUGCAGUUUGGUAGCCAAAAUUAACUCUUGGUUUAUUUGUCCUUUGUGUGUGAAAAGUCCUACUAUUCCGUGCGUCCGACUUCCUCAAAGAACUGUUGAUCAGUUUUGGUUCUUCUUAGCACCACUGAGAUCUUUCCAGUCGAUACCAACGGCCUUAGCGGCGACAGACUCUGGAAUACACCUUACACCUUUCUGGCCUGCAUUUCUCUAGACUUCACUCUUAAGGGAGGAGUUUUCUUUUUUUACUUUUUGACUCUUGCACACCAUAUGCACUAGGGAUUCUGGAAACUUCUAGCAUGACUGCAAAGUGGCCAAGAGAAUAAAGUCCUUGAUGAUAAAUCACAGUCUAUCCCUUGAGCCUCACCUAUUGCCAGUGCUAGAUUUUUUUCUUUUUAAUCUCUCUGUUUUUGCUAAUGAAAACUUGAAAAGCUUAUUUGGAAGCUUAAAUGUUUUAUCUUUUCUCCAUGGACUAAACCUCACCAGGACUCUCUCUCAGCACCUGGAUGUCCAGCUCUCAAAGCAGCCAAUCAGAUGGGACAUCACAGUUCUCUCAUCCCCUUGAGGCAUCAUGACCUCAGCUCGUAGUGGUCAACCCCGUGCUGUGUGUCAUUGCUGCCCUGUAUCCAGUUUCAGCAUAGAUGUUGCUAGUCUCAAAGGGCAGCUGCAUAUCGAACCUAACUCUGGGUUAUGACCUGACAAAAAGCCAAAAAUAUCACUCUUUCCACGAGUGGGGAAAGUGGAAGAUGCCUCCCAAGUCUAGUGACUUCAAAAACAUCAUCUAUCUUCCUCUCUCAUGCCCACUGAGCUCAUGUUACUCCACUGGUUAAAACACACAAUUCAGAAAUGCCGUUGUGGGAAUGAAGGGUGGACAUUUAAGGAAAGGGUUGAGAUGUUUCUCUAACCGUCUGUGUAAAAGGAGAGACAUAUUUCUAAUUUAUUUUCUGGCUAGGCCCUUCAUGACUUGUGACCUAGAGCACCCAGGAUCAACAGAGGCCUCACGUUUACUCUGCAAACUGACUCCGAAGGGGUUACAUUCCUUACUUUUCACCCCCCACACACAUCCAAUAUCGGUCUCUAUCUACCCGCAUUCUUAGCUAGCUGGCACUGGCCUCAACUCCAAAGACUGCCUUUAGGACCAUUACAUGGCCUAUGCAAGCAAGCGGGGUGGUUAUUAGGACAGAUUGUAUAUUUUGUAUAUUCUGGGACCAUCCCUUCAAGACACGUCUAAAAAAAACAAAAAUGGCACUUGGUCCACACAUGGUUGCUGCUCCUUCCUACCAGCUGGCACCCCCCGCCCUCCUUUGACUGUUUGACUCGGUGACUGUUAAAAUGCCACCCCAUACCUAUUUGGGAUGCAAAACUGAAGUCUUUAAAAGGAAAUAAUAAUAUAAGAAACACAAAUACAUUUAUUACAGCAACCUUCAAGAUCCUUGGCAUUUGGUUUCUCAGCUUUCUGCAACCUUUGGUUUCACUGAAAUGUUGAAUCUACUCAUCUGAGGGUAAAGGAGCCUGCUUGUCACAGAGGUUGUAGCUGCCAAUUGGACACGUGGGGCACUCUGAGGUCCGGCCCUUAACCUUUACUUCCUCCUUUUCCUUUUUUCAAUUUAGACCAAAAAAAAAAACCAACAACAACAAAAAAUAAAUAAAAACCCACAACAAAAUAAUGACAAUUAAAAAACCACCCCAAAACAUACACACACAAAAUCUGCCCAUUUGCCAGAGGCAAUUAUGUAUAUGUUAGUUGAAGGGUAUUUUUUAAAAAAUCAGUUUUAUUCCAAAGAUUUAAAACUAGACAUGACUUAGAAACAAUUUCUGGAGCACUGCUUGCUGACAAUCUCGUAGUUCUCUACUGCAUUUGAGUGCAUUUUGUGGCCAGUCCAUCGGGGCGUGCCAUGGGGUUAUAUUUGAAUGUGUGGUGCACCCUUUCUGGAUGAAGGAUGGGGGGUGGGGGGCUUGAACCUCGGCUGUAUUAAACUGUAGCGCCUCCAGUCAGUGUACUAGAUGAAACUUUAGACGCCCCAGAUUGUGUUGGUUCACUGGUCUCCCUUCCCAUAGUAGCCUCUAGCAGGAAUGUACACACACACACACACUGGUGAUGGCGUUGGCCGUGGCUGCCACCAUUUACAAAUGUUCUUUCCCCAGCGGAAUGUUCUUUCCCCAGCCGGAGCUGUUCUGGCCUCUCGAAAUGCUAUUAUUAAGGGUUUAGAAUAUUUAAUUUUUGAACCGACCAAUGCAAGGCUUUCUUAAAAAGAAAGUUAAAGAAUGCAAAAGAGUAAUCAUUGCUUGUUUGCUCCCUGUUGUCAUCUGCGGUCUGGAAAAGACCUUAUUUGAAUGUGGCGGAACAAAGGCCCUUUGGUCCUCAUCAGUGUCUGAACUGUUCUGGAAUUCCUCUCUCUCUUGUAUCAGUGAGGUCCUUUGUAAUCUGCCCCUGACCUUUCUCAGAGCAGGGGCUGCUGAACCGUGAUGGUCAGGCUUGCUUGCUUGCUUGCUUCAGAGUCAUCUGUUGACUGUGAGAAUUGGCCUGAGAAUUUGGUGGGUGCUAAGGGUAUGGCUUGGAAACUGUUCUCUAGUGGCAUUGACACCUAUGAAUGAUAACCAGUCCUAUCCACGGGAGCGGGGGUACAGCCCCAAUCAUUUGGAAGAGGAUUUGUGAUACAAUGCCCAUCAUCUCCAGAAUGGCAGAGAUGGUUGGUAAAGAGCCUGCUGGAGUGAGUAGGCUUUCCAAGAAAUGGCCUGAGAACGUUUUGCUCCCAAAAGGACAGGUUGUUUAAAACAGUGCUUGAAUGGACAUUUGAAACACAUCAAACUGCUUUCUCACUUCCAUUGUUACCUCCUGACAUUCCAGGAGAUCCCAGAUUGGAAAGGAGAAACGCGGCGUGGUGUUUCCUGUGAUUGUCCCUCGAGCACACUUAAUCCAGGGUUCAGAGUUUGAUGUAGAGAACAGCAGUGUUUCUAAGCCACUGACAAAUUUUGGUAAUUUUCUUUAUUUCAAGUUGUGCUUCUGUCUCCUACCACCCGGCUGUAAGUCAAAGACGUGGAAACCUGAAAUGAUAUGCUGCUCCUAGCUACUGGCCUCCUGCCCCACUAACGGUUAAUCUGCCCAACUUAACGCCUGGUGGUGAUGACUAUUACGUUUGGAUGUUCGGAUUCCAUGACAAAGCUGCAUUUUAUAAAAAGAUCGGAGACCCCAAAAUGAACUUCGUGCUGACCGUUUCCUUCUCUCUAUGUGCUUUCCCUUGCAAAGCCCUUCAAAUCCCCACCUUCUCCCCUCCUGCACCUCUUGUGCCCUUUUUACAUCUUUGAUCGCCUGAUUCUAACAGGGUAAAAAGACAGCCAACCUCACGCAUGAUAGCAGAACUGAUUCCUAUGUUUUAAAAAAUCUUCUUUGAAUCUAGAAGCCAGAGAAGAUUUUUUAAGGACUUUAGUUUGGGAUAAACUUCCAGAUGAGCCAUGUCUAUUUGCAUCAGAGGGGACAUGGGACUUUCAGGGCGACUCACCCAGGGCCCGUGAGCAUUCUGCCCCACUCCUGAAUUCUAUGGCAAAGUAAAAAAAAAAAAAAGGAACUUGAAUGGCAAGAACAAGAAAACCUAGUGAUUAGUUUUAUUGGUUCAAAAUAGUUUCCCCUAUGGAAGGCACUUCGUAAAAGAGAAAAUACUGUGCAAAGUGCUUUUGUCUUCUAUGUUGCAGAAGUUGGUUUUAGGAGAAGGAAGAAGGGAGGGGAAAGUCAGAGAGAUGCAACUUACUUAAUUACAAAAAUCAGGUUCAUUGUUUCUUUUUAAAAAAUCUUAGGAGGGCCAGCACAUCUGGCCACUUUUGCACCCAGAUCUUUGCCAAAGUGAAAAUUCAUUAAGUAGACCUGGUUGCGGAAGUGUUACCUGGCAUCUUCCGGAAGUGACCACCUGCCAAGCGUGGGGUGGGGCAGGAGGAGAAAUUUGCAUUCUGGGUCUGGAUUAAAUUUCGGUAAACAUGGUGAUGUCUCAGUUUGAAAACGAGAGGGCCUGAGUCAGUGCCUCUUUGAUGGCCUGCUUUCCUCAGUGAGAAUCAUUGGGAAUACUUGAGAUGAAACAAAAAUAA